Lottia gigantea (owl limpet) is the source of this 720-nucleotide messenger RNA. RefSeq lists its product as hypothetical. Bases 1 to 720 code for a protein of 239 amino acids. Lineage: Eukaryota; Metazoa; Mollusca; Gastropoda; Lottiidae. The transcript has a single exon. The record is from RefSeq and is a predicted model, not a curated record.
AUGGGUAAAAAAUUUAAUCAUUCAGAAAUAUUUCCUAAUAACCCAAUGCUCAUGUGUAUAUGCGGUAGUUCCGGUUCUGGGAAAACUCAUCUCACUUUUAACAUGUUGACAACACCAAACCUUUUAGAUUUCGAUUCUUUGUAUAUCUACACAACAACACCAGAGCAAUCGUAUUAUCAAUUUCUCAAAGCUUUAGAAUAUCUACCAAAGAGAGAUGUUCAAGACCUAUUUCAAUAUUACAAGGAAAACGAAGAAAAAGUGGGAUUGAAAGAUUUCAUAGAUAACUACAUCGAAGGAAAGAAACCAACGGAUAUAAAAGUUUUUCUUACGAAAAAUGUUAAUGAUCUAGAUUUGUCUCAAAUUGAUAGCGAGCGAAAGAACUUACUAGUGUUUGACGACUGCGUAGCGCAAAGAAAUCAAACGGUUCAACAAGAAUUCUUCACGAAAGGAAGACAUCACAACUGUCACUGCAUAUACCAAUCCCAAUCUUUUCACGGGAUGGAUUCUAUGUUCAUUAGAAAAAAUGCAUAUUGUUUUUUAUUAUUUGAAUUAAACGACAAAGAUUUAUCUCAAAUCGUUCAAUCGAUAAAUCACGGAAUGGACAGAGAUGCAUUUAAAAAGGUUUGUAAAGCUCAAUGGAGAUAUCCAGAUGAUCAUGGAUAUGUAUUUGUAAAUACUAGAAAACCUGCGGGUGAAAGAGUUAUGAACGAUAUAUGUUAA